GUUUGAAGUUCGCACGUGAAAAGGGGAUGGUUGUACGGAGAAGCAGUCCCUACGGUCUUAUUAAUUGCGCACUGUGUCAAUUUUUGUGAAUUAUCGAUCCCACCGCUUUGGAGGGGUUUUGCGAACCGCUGCGACGGUUGAAGAAACUCUCUUUUAAGGAGGAUGGAGGCGAAGGAGCAAAAGCGGCACCAGCGCAAACAGAGCGGCCCGAAGGCCGAGAGGAAGAAGAGUCGGAAGCAACGGGCGCCGGGAGCCGAGCCGGACGAGGAUGAGCGCAGGAGGAACCCCAGGGCGUUCGCCGUGCAGUCGGCCGUCCGCAUGGCCAAGACCUUCCACCGGGCUCAGGACCUGAAGACGAAGAAGCACCACAUCCCGCUGGUGGACCGCACUCCCCUGGAGCCCCCACCGGUGGUGGUUGUGGUGGUAGGACCCCCACGGGUGGGAAAGAGCACCAUCAUCCGCUGCCUGAUCAAGAACUUCACCCGACAGAAACUAGGCGAUAUCUGUGGCCCAGUGACCAUUGUGUCUGGAAAGAAGCGGCGUCUGACCUUUAUCGAAUGCGGCAACGAUAUCAACACCAUGAUUGACUUGGCCAAAGUGGCGGACCUGGUGCUCAUGCUGAUUGACGCCAGUUUCGGGUUCGAGAUGGAAACGUUCGAGUUCCUCAACAUCCUGCAGGUGCACGGUUUCCCGCGCAUCAUGGGUGUCCUGACUCACUUGGACUCUUUCAAGAACAACAAGACGUUGCGCAAGACCAAGAAGCGCCUCAAACACCGCUUUUGGACAGAGGUGUACCAGGGCGCCAAGCUCUUCUACCUGUCUGGCAUGGUGCACGGUGAGUACCAAGCGCAGGAAGUAAAGAACCUCGGCCGCUUCAUCUCGGUCAUGAAGUUCCGGCCGCUUGUGUGGCAGACCUCACACCCCUACGUGGUCGCUGACCGCAUGGAGGACCUGACAGACCCUGAGACCCUGAGGGUGGAUCCCAAGUGUGACCGCACAGUCUCGCUGUACGGCUACCUGCGAGGGACAUACCUGAAGAAUAAGGGCCAGGUGCACAUUCCCGGUGUGGGGGAUUUUGCUGUGGCGGAUGUCAGCUUCCUGCCGGACCCCUGUCCUCUCCCCGAGGAACAGAAGAAGCGUGCGCUCAACCAGAAGGAGCGCCUGCUGUACGCACCGAUGGCCGGCGUGGGCGGGGUUGUCUACGACAAGGACGCGGUGUACAUCGACCUGGUCAGCAGCCACGUGGACCAGCCACAGGCCGAGAUGCGUCCCACAGCCGAGUUGGUCCAGUCCCUCAUCGGAACCCACGCCACGCUGGAUGCCAAGCUGGCAGCCAGCAAAGUGUCGCUGUUCAGCGGUGCGGCGGCCAUGACCCCAGGAGAGGCGGAGAACUUGGGGGAGCAACAGGCUCCCCUGGAGAAUCGUGUUUGGGACCCCGUGACCCAGAGAGAGAGGCGGAAGGCUGUGUUCAGCGAUGAUGAGGAGGAAGGCGACGGUGACGAGAGUUAUGAAGGUGAUGAGGAAGGGCAGAGCGAACAGGGGGAGCAAUUGAGUGAGGAGGAGGAGGAGGAGCAUGAAUAUAGUGGUGAAGAGGAGGAGGAGGAGUGCAGUGACGAAGAGGGACUGCAGGGUGGGGACGAGGAGGAGAAGAGCAGUGGAGCGAGAGAGAGUAAGGUGGGAGAAGCAAGAAGAGGGCAGGAUGAGGAGGAAAAAGCCCCCCGUGUCAAGAGGCAGCGACUGGAGAGGGUGGAGGCAAAGCCACCUGUGGAAAUGCCCGCCUUCGCUGACAGUGAGGACGAUCUGGAGAUGAGCGGUGAUGAUGGUGAGCAGAGCGAGGAAGAUGAGAGGGAGGGAGCAGAGGGUGGGACAGCUGACUCAGGUCACUGUUCAGAGGAAGAGGUGGAUGAUGAUGAUGAAGAUGAGGCAGAGGAUGACAAUGAAGAGAAGCAGGAUGGGAAGGAGGAGGAGGAUGAUGAAGAAGAUGAUGAUUAUGAUGAUGAUGAAGACUCAGACAUGGAAACUGAGGUCACUGCUCCUGUGAACAUCAGUAAGCCAGUUAAAGCCAAGGUGUCAGUGCUGUCAGAAGAGGCGGAAGAGGAUGACGGUGACGCGGGAGAGCUGGGCAACGAGUCGACAGGUGCUCUCAGGUGGAAAGAAGGUCUGGCACAGAAAGCCUCCGAAGCGUUUCUACGACAACAGCAAGCAGCUCCAAACCUGCGAAAGCUGGUCUAUGGUUCAGUGAUAGAGGAACAGAACUCCCCCAGCGAUGAGGACGCGGAUGAAAUUGGGGGGCUCUUCCGAGUGAGCCGUCCCGAGAAGAGCAGGAGCCGCCGGGUGGACGCCAUGGACUGCUCUCGCUUCGUGCCAGACAGUCCCCACGACUGGGAUCAAGAGGAGGUGCUGAAUUCCAUCAGAGACUGCUUCGUAACCGGCAAGUGGGAGGAGAGCAAAGAUGCAGCGACUCUUCUGAAGGAGGACGAGGAGCUCUAUGGAGACUUUGAAGAUCUGGAGACUGGAGAGGUGCAUCAUGGGAAGCCUGCCAAGGAAGAGGACUCUGCUGAGGAGAGCGGUGAGGAGGAGGAAGAGGUUAUGGUGAAAGAAGAUGCAGAGGAGGAACAGAAGAAGAAACGUCUGGAGAAGAAGAGGCGCCUGAAGGAGCGUUUCGACUCAGAGUAUGACGACGGUGAUGCCACGUAUUUCGACGACCUCAAGGAGGAGAUGCAGAAGCAGGCAGAGCUGAACCGGGCUGAAUUUGAGAACAUCGAUGACGAAGCACGUGUUCAGUAUGAGGGCUUCCGCCCCGGCAUGUAUAUACGUAUGGAGAUACCUGGGCUGCCCUGCGAGUUCGUCAACAAUUUUGACCCCCACUAUCCAAUCAUCCUCGGUGGACUAGGAGCAAGCGAAGGCAAUGUGGGCUACCUGCAGAUGAGGCUGAAGAAGCAUCGCUGGCACCAGCGCAUCCUGAAGACCCGCGACCCAUUGAUCCUGUCACUGGGCUGGCGCCGCUUCCAGAGCAUCCCACUGUACCACAUAGAGGACCACAACGGUCGCCAUAGGCUGCUCAAGUACACACCCCAGCACAUGCACUGUGGCGCCACCAUCUGGGGUCCCAUCACGCCACAGGGGACUGGAUUCCUGGCCGUUCAGUCCGUCUCUGGAACUCAGGCUGGCUUCCGCAUCGCUGCCACUGGGGUCAUUCUGGAUCUGGACAAAUCAGUGACCAUUGUGAAGAAGCUGAAGCUGAUUGGAUAUCCGUAUAAGAUAUUUAAGAACACAGCUUUCAUCAAGGGGAUGUUCAACACCAUGUUGGAGGUGGCCAAAUUUGAGGGGGCGUCUGUGCGGACGGUCAGCGGGAUCAGAGGUCAGAUUAAGAAAGCCCUGCGCACCCCCUCAGGGGCUUAUAGGGCCACCUUUGAGGACCGCAUACUGAUGAGCGACAUCGUGUUACUGCGCUCCUGGUGUCCAGUCUCCGUGCCCCAGCUUUACAACCCCGUGACGUCUCUGCUGCAGCCUGUGGGACAGAAAGACAGCUGGAGUGGCAUGAGGACAUUGGGGCAGCUCAAGCGGGACCUUGGCCUGCGCAACAAACCCAAUCAGGACUCGCUGUACAAGCCGGUGGUGAGAACCAAGCGCCACUUCAACCCGCUGCACAUCCCCAAGCAGCUGCAGAAGGCACUGCCCUUCAAGAGCAAACCCAAGCAGGACCAGAAGAAGGGCAAAACCCCCCGGCACCUCCAGAGGCCAGCAGUCAUCAGGGAGCCCCAUGAGCGCAAGGUGGCAGCCUUGCUCACAGCCCUCUCCACAGUCCACAACUACAAGACUAAGAAGGCCAAAGCCGAGCAGCACGCAAAGCACAAGGAGUUCCUGAAGCAGAAGGAGCGCGAGGAGAUGGAGAAGCUGAAAAGGCAGAAGGAGGCCCGCAAGAAGAUGUACCGUAUCAUGGGCCAGAAGGAGAAGAAGCGCGAGCGCUCCAGCCUUAAGGGGUCAUCAAAGGAUGACUGAGAGCUCAUCCAGAUGAAUGGUACCACACUCUGCUGGUGGAGCAUUCCUGCAGACAGACUCUAUCACCCUCCCCUGGACAGCAUUGUUUGUACUGUUGAACUACUCAGGAGAGGCGCAACCCACCAGGCAGUUGUGAAUUGAAGGUUUCAGGUUGAUCUGUUGGAGAUUUCAAUGUUUGGCUUCCACACUCCUUUACUGUGUGAUGAAAGCCUCCACAAACAACUGCAGGCUGGGGACAGCACUCUCACAGUUGGGUGUUGCUGUGUCAGGUGGGGCUAUCGGCCACCUGUGAGUUCCAUCGUAUAGUCUGUUUUUAUUUUUCCUUAUAAAAAGGAGUGUAAAUUAUUCAGCAGAUAUAAAUCCUUGCUGCAGACUGACGCCAGUUUCCAUUCGGUCCUAUAAACAAGUUCAUUCACAAGUUUAUUUUGGUUCAUGCUCAUGAUUUCCUCACUUGCCUUGUCGAAGGCGGUCGUCACAGUUCAACAGCAGCAGUCAGUACUUCCAGUCUGUGUGUGUGCAAGUGAGUACGUUGUUGUGUUUGCACAGAGCAGAUGAAACCGCCAGUGGAGCAGGAAGUUUGCAGCAGAUGAGGGUGAAAUCUUUCUGGGAUUCUUAUGCCAGCUGAAAAAGUUUGUCUCCAUGUGAUAUAUAACCAUCGUGAUAUUGUAGCCGAUGUUCUCAAGAUCAAAUAGUCUCACGAGACUGCUACAAUAAACUAGGGCAUGUUUCUUAUCAAAACUCUGCAGUCACUUUGAGAGGAAAACAGGAAAUGGAGACAACUGCUGCAUUCAUUGACUGAGGCUGCCAGGAUGCUGAGGUGCCUCUGGUGCGUGAGCCAUUAUUAGGAAAUAUGAUCUGUUCAAAAUCUCAGUUGACGUAUCAAAUGGGUACCCCAGAAAAAAUGUGUCUUA
This is a messenger RNA of Scleropages formosus (Asian bonytongue), 4913 nucleotides long. It is a transcript of the gene bms1, whose product is annotated as BMS1 ribosome biogenesis factor. Gene Ontology annotation, biological process: maturation of SSU-rRNA from tricistronic rRNA transcript (SSU-rRNA, 5.8S rRNA, LSU-rRNA); endonucleolytic cleavage of tricistronic rRNA transcript (SSU-rRNA, 5.8S rRNA, LSU-rRNA); ribosome biogenesis. The record is from RefSeq and is a predicted model, not a curated record. Gene Ontology annotation, cellular component: nucleus; 90S preribosome. Lineage: Eukaryota; Metazoa; Chordata; Actinopteri; Osteoglossiformes; Osteoglossidae. The coding region runs from base 163 to 4002 and encodes 1279 amino acids. The transcript is spliced from 23 exons. Gene Ontology annotation, molecular function: GTPase activity; GTP binding; U3 snoRNA binding.